GAGACAAACUCCUUACAAUUAAAAAAAACAAGGCAUGAAUAAUAACUACUGGAACUGCCUGGUUUCCCCCCGGACAGAUUAUGGUAUUGUCUUGUUGCAGGAGUGUUGCACCUUUCACUGAUGUCUCUUGUGAUGGUCAGUCUUGGAGGUGAGAGAUGAGGUUAGGUGGGUCAUUGUUCUGAUAUGGUAUGGAAAAUCCCGAUCUGAAUAUGCUAGGGGCAAAGAACAGAGCCUCUUUAACAGGACAUCAUUUGGAAGGUGAGUGUUCCAUGUAUGAAAACAUUUAUUGUUCUGAUUGCUCCUAGUCUGGUCAUCCUAUUUGCUGGGGCCUGAUCUGACAUGAUCACUGGUUGUGAUGAACAAGGUGUUGACUGUUUUGUCUUCUGUUGCCCAAGGAAUGGGUUGUAGAAGUUAGUUCAGCUUCGUUAACCCCUGAAGUUCAUUCUUGCACCCAGAAGUCCAGGCCAAACCAAUUCCUUAGUUUGUUUAAAAGGAAGGAAGAGGGUUUUUGGGGUGGAGAACAGUUGCCAGCUGGUUCAACUUCUGUAUUUCUGCUCUCCAAGAAUGCAGAGAACCCUGUCACAUUUCACUUACAGCUGAAGAGAGCUGCUGGUGCUACAGAGCUACUUGGAUCAACUGCUGGGGAUCAGAAACGUAGACGUGUAUUUAUCCAACUUUCUGGACAAGCCUUUAUUAGCUUACAUGUUUGCGUGCUGUUGUCUAGAGGACACAGUACUCUUCACCAGCCUUACUGGACUGGCAAGGAGUCUAAACUGCCAGCUAUGUUUGAAUUAUGCUCCAAACUGAAAUCUUGGUUUUUUAUCCAAUGAUGUGGCAACUUCAGAGUUUUAGACUUGAGCUCUGAUAUUGACUCCAUGUAGUCAUCCCUGUCCUAUAUCUGGGAUUGGAUUGGCUGUUUAAGAGUAGUAGCAACUGGCAGUAUGCUUUCACGUAAGAACCUGCUUUGGGGGAAUGCAUGCGACCCGAGCACAAGUUAUUGUCGCAGCCUUGAGAGUAGCAGGUGGUUUUCUACACCCAGUGUCCGCCCGUGGAAUGGUGUUGCAGCCCUCAGGGAUGUUGCCUGUUCGCUCAGCCACAAGCGAGUUCCACGCUCAUCAGAAGCAUGAGGAAAAUUAAAGUCAGAUUUCCAUGUGGAGCAGCUUAUCUCCGCCUAAUGUAAUUCCCUCUGAGGCAAUGGAGAACUCUGCUCUGGAAGGAAACUACCGGCAGAAAAGGUCCUCAAUCAAUGAGCUGGCCAUUCUCGUUUCCCGCAUGCAGAAGAAUGCCGACCAAGUGGAAAAGGACAUUCUGGAAACACAGUCCAAGCUCAAGCAGGACAUAACUAACUACCAGAAGAACAAGGCUUUCGAGUUCCAGCAGGAGAACGCGAAAAACCUGAAGGAAGCCGAGACUCUGCUGAAGGACCUCUUCCUGGAUGUGGAUAAAGCAAAGAGGCUGAAGCAUCCCCAAGCCAUCGAAAUAGAAAAAGACAUCAAGCAGCUCCAUGACCGUGUGACACACCAAUGUGCUGAAUAUCGAGAUCUCUAUGAAAAAUGUAACAUUCCUGAAGGGGGUUCCAAGCUGGACUGGGCCAAAAUUCUAGACCAGAAGCAGAAGCAAGUCAGCGUGGGACAAUAUGGCCCCACCAUGCCAGAACUGGAGAAGCAAAUAGCAGAGCACAACAUCCUCCAGAAAGAGAUAGAAGCCUACGGCCUCCAGAUCAAGAACCUCCACAGCCCGAAUGCAGCGGAUUUAAAGAGCCAGUACAAGGAUUUGCUGAAAGCCUCCGUCUGGCGAGGGCAGAGCCUAGGCAGUCUGUACAACCACCUGCAAGGCUGCACCAAGGAGUUGGGUUACCUCAAGGACCAGCAGAACAAAAUCCUGAAGCAGGACUGGAGCGACCAAAUGGCUGACCCGCCGGGCGUGCGCCGGGAGUAUGAGAACUUCAAGGCUAAUGAGCUGCUUAACCAGGAGGAGUAUGUGAACCAGCUCCAGGAUGAUGGAGACAGGAUGAUUGAACUGAAGCACCCAGCUGUGGAGCCCAUACAGGCUCACCAGGAAGCCUUGAGGAACGAGUGGCAGAAUUUUCUCAACCUCUGCAUCUGCCAGGAGAGUCAGCUGAAGAGCGUGGAGAGCUACAGGAAGUUCCAGGAGGAUGCUGACGCUGUGAGCCAGACACUAAAGAAGCUCAACUCGGACCUGGAUACAAAAUACAGCAAGUUCAACAAAGACAGUCCCGGGGUGGUGUCUGAUUUACUGCACCAGCUGGAGAAUGAGGAGAAGACUGUGAAACAAGCUGAAAAAAGCAUCGCUGAGCUGAAGAGGAAGAGCCCAGAGAUCAGCCCUCUGAAACUGCGCAGAACCUGCCCCUCCCAACCACUUGCCCUGGACACCGUCUGUGACUGGGCCUCUGGUGAUGUGCAUCUCAGCCAAGGUGAGAAGUACACUCUGAAAGACAACAGCAACCCGGAGAACUGGGUGGUGCAGAGCAGUGCUGGGGUGACAAAGACAGCUCCUGCUGCUUGCUUCUUCAUACCUCCUCCAGACCCAGAGGCCAUUGGCAGAGCUACCAAGCUGGAAAGUGAACUGAACACAGUGAAGCGGAAGAGAGCGACAGUUCAGAACUCCCUGAAAAGCAGCCAGAAGGAGCAAGUUAAGUCCAGCCAGCAGGCACCAGUCAGAAGUCCCGCCGUUGCCCAGGAUGACCCCCAAGCUGACCAGCUCCUCUCUAAAUUGAAUAAGAUUGGCGGGGACUUGGUCCAAGUGGAGAAGGAAGUUUUUAGCCGGGUGAGGUCCCCAGUAAGCCACAGUGCCCCGACCGAGGACCUUCAAAAAAGGAUUAAGGACCAGGAGGGAACCACAAAGAAACUUCAGGGCAUUGGGGCAGAUAAGGAUGCCCUGCAGAAGGAGUGUGAGGCCUUCCUGUCCAAGAAAUCCACCAGCACCACCGCCUCUCAGCUCCCCGUGACUCUGAACAACGUCAAGAACAAGUAUAAUGACGUCAAGAUGCUGUCCAGCCUGUAUGAUGAGAAAGCCAAGGCUUCCCUGAACCUGGAGAACCAGAUAGAGAUCACGGACGAGAUCAUCAGCAGCUUUGAGUCCAAGCUGGCUCAGGACAGCACCAUCCCAGCCUCUCCCAAUGCCCUGCAGGAUCGUGCCAAUGAACUGCAGAGGCUGAAGCGGGAUCAGGUUGCCCAGCAGGACUGUGUGCUGAAGCUGAACCGCAGCCUCAAGGAUGCCGAGCACAGCUGCAGCGCUGUGCAGAACAACUUCCAGGAGUACUGCCCGGACCUCCCCCGGCAGAAGCGGGAGGUCCAGCUCCUCAACGACCGCUACCAUGCUGUGGCCGACCAGCUGGAUCACCGGGAGAAGACCCUCCAGAACACCAACCUCACCUAUCAGCAGUUCCAAAACUCCAAUGAGAACAUGAUGUUCUGGAUGAACAACCUGCCCAAGCACCAGGUCAAGACCACGGAUGGGCCAAGCCAGAUCAAUUACAAGCUGCAGGCACAGAAGAGGCUGGUGGAGGAAAUCCAGGGCAAGGAGGCUGAGAAGAAUGCCGUGGUCAAACUGUCCCAGACCGUGCAGUCUGCUCUCAACGACUAUGAGCUUCAGGCAGGCAAAUACUGCUCUUCUCUGGACCCCACCCUGAGUGCUUCCGCUGCCAAAAGACUGCGCGUCACCCCACUGCAAGAAAGCAUCCAGGCCCAGGAGAAUGAAGUGACAAAACUCUACACAGAGACCGCAGCAGAAAACAAGCAGCAGCUCAGCCGGCUGGAGUUUGCCAAGAAGGUGGUAGAGAAGAAGGAAGUAAAAGAGGAGAUGCAGGCAGAACAUGAGCAAAUGCAACAGUCAGAAAAUCUGGCUCAGUCAACAAGAGAAUCAAAGGCACUGAAACUGCAGCUGGAGGAAGAAAGGAACAAACUGGCCAAGGUUCAGCAAGAGCUGGAAGAACACAGAAACAGGCUUCUGCUGCUGAAGACUCAAAGGCCCAUUGAAAGAGUGGAAGAAAAGGAGGUGGUUGAAUACUACCGAGACCCAAAACUGGAGAGCGACUUGGCUAAGAUGACGCAUCAGAUUAAGGAUGAGAGCAGAAAAAGGGACAGCUUGCAGGCAGAUAUUGAAAUGAUGAACAAGAAGCUCAUCCAGAUGGAGAAAGAGAGGAAGGUGGUUGAGACCCAGCUGCUUACCAAAGAGGUCACUAAAAUCGAGAGGGAUCCAAACCUAGAUAACCAAGCAGCUAGCCUCCGUGCAGAAAUCAAGCAUCUCAGAGAACAGAGCUCCACUGCUUCCUCUGAACUUGAACGGCUCAGGAAAGAGUUGUACGUUCUGGAGCAGAAGCAGCCCAACGUCCGAGAGAAAGUGGUAGUGAAAGAGUUGAUCAAGCUGGAAAAAGACCCAGAGAUGCUGAAGGCCGUCAGGACGUUGCAGAUGGAAAUUGACAAAGAAACCUUCAACAGGAAAUCUGUGGAGGACAUGACAAUCAAACUGAACAGUAGGAUCGAGGAGCUGGAAAGGCUGAUUGAAGUAGCAGAACCCAAAAUCAUUGUCAAGGAGGUGAAGAAGGUGGAACAGGACCCAGAGCUGCUGAAAGAGUCUUCCAAGCUUAGAACUCUCAUCGAAGAAGAGAAGAACAAGAACCUGAUGUUAACAGGAGAGCUGGCAGAGCUGCAAAGCAAAUACAUCAUUGCAGAGAGGCAAAAACCUAAGGUAGAAGUUAAAGAAAGAGUCAGUGAGAUUUUUGUGGUAGAUCCAGAGACAGAGAAGGAAAUUACUCGCCUGAAAAAGGAGCUCCAAGAAGUUACUAGUAAAAGGACAAAGAUUGACAAGGAGGUGGAAGAAGCCUUGUCUGAGCUGAACAUCCUCAGGUCUCAGAAACCAACUGUGGAGUAUAAGGAGGUGAUCCAGGAAGUGGUGAAACUUGAGAAGAGCCCAGAGAUUCUUAGAGAAAUCGACAGGCUGAAGGAACAGCUCAAUGAGUUGGUGAACACAAAUGGCAGGUCCCAGGAGCAGCUUAUCCGGCUGCAGGGUGAAAGGGAUGAAUGGAAAAGGGAAAGGUCCAAGGUUGAAACCAAGCUGGUCAACAAGGAAAUUGUCCGAUAUGAGAAUGACCCACUCUUGGAAAAAGAAGCUGAUCGCCUCCGCCAAGAGGUGCGCAAUGUGUCUCAAAAGAGGAGAGCAGCUGAGGACACCAUCUAUGACCUGCAGAACAAGUACAUGCUGCUAGAGAGGAGGAAGCCCGAAGAAAAGGUGGUGGUCCAGGAGGUGGUUCUCACCCAAAAGGAUCCAAAGCUUAGGGACGAGCACAACAGGCUGAGCCGGAGUUUGGACGAGGAAGUGAGUAACAGGCGUCGUGUAGAACGUGAGGUACAGCAGCUUCGAUCUGUGGUGGAAGAGAAAGAGAAGCUGCUUAACUUCCAGGAAGAUCGAAACAAGAGGCUUGCGUUGGAAAAGGAGCUGCGUCAAAUAACCAUGAGAAUAAAGGAAAUAGAGGAAAGCCCUGCACCAGUGCAAGAGAAGAUCAUCAUGGAAGAAGUGGUCAAGUUAGAGAAGGAUCCAGGGCUCGAGCAGGCUGCUAGUGGACUGCGUCUGGAGCUGGAAAAUGAAAAGAUGCAGGUUCUGAACCUGCAGAGGGAGUGCAAGAACCUGCAGGUCCAGAUUGACAUCCUGCAGAAAACAAAAUCGCAGGAGAAGAUCAUCUACAAGGAGGUUAUCAGAGUGGAGAAAGACAGAGUGCUAGAGAAUGAACGUGCACGGAUCUGGGAGCUGCUGAGCAGAGAGAGAACUGCCCGGCAAAAUGCAGAAGAGGACAUACGACGACUCAAGGAGAAAAUAGAGAGAGCUGAAGGAAUGAAAAGGACCUGGUCCCGUGAGGAGGCUGAUCUCCAGAAAGCACGAAACCUGGCAAUCCAAGAGAGGGCCAACCUGGAGAGUGAGCUCAGGGAGCUGGAAAGGCAGAAGCAGCAGAAAGUCCUUGUCCUCCGAGAGGAGUCCAAACUCCUCAGCCAAAAAACAGAGAAUGACAGGCAAAAAAAGAUGCAGCGUGAGCAAGAACUUUCCUUCCUGGAGGCAGCUAUCCUAAGGGAGAAGGACCAGAUCUACGAAAAAGAGAGGUCCAUCCGGGAACUCCAGUCUGGGGUCAACCGGGAAGAAAUGAGCCACGAGACCGAGAUGAGAGAGACUAAUCUCUCUACUAAAAUCUCCAUUUUGGACCCUAAGACGGGGAAGGAUAUGUCUCCUUAUGAGGCCUACAAAAGAGGAAUCAUAGACAGAAACCAAUACAUCCAGCUGCAAGAACUAGAGUGCGACUGGGAGGAAAUCACUACCUUGGGCCCCAAUGGGGAUAUUUCUGUCCUGCUCGACAGGAAGAGUGGGAAACAGUACUCCAUCGAGGAUGCCCUGAAGUUUAGGAAGAUUACGAAAGAGGAGUACCAGCUGUACAGGGAUGGCAAGAUUCCAAUCUCAGAGUUUGCUCUGUUGGUAGCAGGGGAAUCCAAGCCUCCCUCCUCUUUGUCCAUUGGCUCCAUAAUCUCCAAGUCUCCACUUCCAUCUCCGACGAUGCAGCAGCAGACCCAAAGCUUCUUUCCUCCGAGCUUGCAGAAAAGCUUCUGUGAUGACAGCUUCCCCAUUGCCGGAGUGUUCGACACUGCCACCGACACCAAGUGCAACCUAAGAACCGCUGUCAUCAAAAAGAUGGUGGAUCCCAUGACUGCUCAAAAGCUGCUGGAGGCCCAGGCUGCAACUGGGGGCAUCGUAGAUCUCAUCACGCGGGACCGGUAUUCUGUCCACAAAGCCAUAGACAGAGGGCUGAUCGAUAACACCUAUAUGCAGAGGCUGCUGAAUGCCCAGAAAGCUUUCACAGGUGUAGAGGACCCUGUGACCAAGAGGAGGCUGUCUGUUGGGGAGGCAGUUCAGAAAGGAUGGAUGACCAAGGACAGUGCCUUCCCCUACCUGCAGGUCCAACACCUGACCGGGGGGCUCAUUGAUCCCAAGAAAACCGGUCGCAUCUCGGUGCUGGAAGCAGCCCAGACAGGCAUGAUUAGCGACGACCUGGCUCAGAUGCUCCAGGAUGAGCCCAACUAUGAGAAGGAUCUUGUUGACCCAGUCACCAAGGAAAAGAUGAAUUACAAAGAAGCCAUGACUCGUUGCCGGAAAGAUCCUCUGAGCGGCCUGCUGCUACUCCCAGCCACCUCCGAGGGAUUUCAGUCUCAUCGGCUCUCUCAUGAGCACUAUUCUCCCAUGUUGUCACGAUUCAGGCACUAAAACGAGCUCCAUGUUCCCUCCAAUUCCAUCAGGAUAUUAAGCCACAGUGGUACUCCCAGAUGCAGACUGCCUACCAUUUCUGGCUGCGUACUAUUCUAGUGAGCUAAUCUUGCUUCCCCAUAACUGGGGCAACAGAGGAAGAUAAGGCAUUCAUCGGGGUGAAAGGGUUCUAGCAUAGGUGUCUGCAGGAGCAGCGCCAGGGUUUUUGGCACCCUAGGCGGGGGUCCUUCCGUGCUCCUGGUCGUUGGCGGCAA
Messenger RNA from Gopherus evgoodei (Goodes thornscrub tortoise), 7517 nucleotides. RefSeq names its product envoplakin (gene EVPL). NCBI's taxonomy places the organism in Eukaryota, Metazoa, Chordata, Testudines, Testudinidae. The coding region runs from base 1150 to 7263 and encodes 2037 amino acids. Gene Ontology annotation, biological process: intermediate filament cytoskeleton organization; wound healing. The record is from RefSeq and is a predicted model, not a curated record. The transcript has 23 exons. Gene Ontology annotation, molecular function: cadherin binding; structural molecule activity. Gene Ontology annotation, cellular component: cytoplasm; membrane; cytoskeleton.